Passer montanus (Eurasian tree sparrow) is the source of this 1569-nucleotide messenger RNA. RefSeq names its product LDL receptor related protein associated protein 1 (gene LRPAP1). Gene Ontology annotation, cellular component: endosome; endomembrane system; cis-Golgi network. Gene Ontology annotation, biological process: negative regulation of very-low-density lipoprotein particle clearance; negative regulation of receptor internalization. The record is from RefSeq and is a predicted model, not a curated record. Gene Ontology annotation, molecular function: low-density lipoprotein particle receptor binding; heparin binding; lipase binding. The transcript is spliced from 4 exons. Bases 48 to 911 code for a protein of 287 amino acids. Lineage: Eukaryota; Metazoa; Chordata; Aves; Passeriformes; Passeridae.
GCUCCCGCACGGCAUCUCGGGAGUUGUAGUUCUCCCCGCGGCGCGACAUGGCGGCCGUGCGGGCGCUGCCGGCCCUCGCCGCCGCGCUGCUCCUUGCUGCCGCCGGCCAGGCCAGCAAAUACUCCCGGGAGGCCAACGAGGGGCUGGCGGGCGCCGACGGCAAGCGGCGGGAGGCCGGAGAGUUCCGGGUGGUGAGGCUGAACCAGAUCUGGGAGAAGGCGCAGCGGGUGAGUGGCGCGGCGCGGGGCGAUGGCGGUGCGCGGAGGCAGCUCCGAGGCCGGGCCCGGCCGCUUCAGACACUCAUUCCCCGUCAGGGAGAUGGGGAGGAGCGGGGACCUGUGUGUGAGGAGAGGCCGAGGCUGCCUGGCCCCGGCUCGGGGCUGCGGUGGCUUUUGUUCUGUUCUCGGGCAUGGCUGUCUCGACCGUCACGCAGCGAGCGCUCCGCUCAGCCCCGCUGUGCCGGCGGCGGGGAGCAGCCUUGCCCGGGAGAGGAGAUGUGUAAAGCAUCUCUCUUCAUCUUUUAUAGAGGCUGGGCAUUAAAAGCAUUGUGUCCAGAUUUUCAUUUUGUUAUAUGUGUUUGUUUAGAAUUUGAAGAACCAAGAGUGAUUGAUUUGUGGGACAUGGCCAAAUCAGCUAAUUUCACUGAGAAAGAACUUGAAUCUUUUCGGGAGGAGCUGAAACAUUUCGAAGCAAAAAUUGAAAAGCACCAUCAUUACCAGAAGCAAUUAGAGAUUUCACACCAGAAACUGAAGCAUGUAGAGGGAACUGGAGACAAGGAUCAUCUAAACAGAAACAAAGAGAAAUAUGCCAUGCUGCAAGAAAAGACAAAAGAACUAGGAUAUAAGGUAAAGAAACACUUGCAAGACUUAUCCAGCAGAAUCUCUCAAGGUCUUCAACACAAUGAACUAUAAGAAUUUGUUCUGCUUCAUGGGAUCAGUCUGUUAACACAAAGCAGUUAAUGUGAUUUUUUGAACAGGACUUACCAAGGAGUCCUUCUGAAAUAGUAAGGAUUGAACAGAGUGUCCUGUAAGAUUUUUUUUUGUCUACUUCAUUACCAAUUUUGUAUUUGCACUGUAAAAAAAUUAAAUGAUUAGAUUAAAUAUUUAGGUUGCACAUCUUGGAUCAUAAAAAUCUUACAUCUGAAUCAAGUAGCAGCCUUUGAAAUAAUCAGUUUUGUCAAAAGAAAAAAUAUGUGAACUCUCAAAGGAUUUCUGCUAGUAAAAAAAUACUAAUCUUAUAAUCAGGUAAGGUAUUCUGAUCAAUGAAAGCAAACACUGAGGUACAGAAAGGUUAAGCAGAGGCCUGAAAAGUCUUUAUUUCAAUCCUUGGCCUAUUACAUUUCCUACUUAAGGUUACAAAAAUAUUUUUACUGACUUUGAGCAGUGGCUCAGAGCUGCACUGCUGCACUGUAUAUUAAUCUUUCGUGUGAGAGGGGGAGGGAGUAACGAGGGAACAAGUACUGAGGUCAAUUUGCACAGUUUAGUUAUUGACUAACAUGUGUGUGUACAAUUAUCUUCUUCAUGGUUGCUUUGGUUUUGCUACACUUGGUCAUUAAAAAAUCAAAACAAA